This is a messenger RNA of Oncorhynchus gorbuscha (pink salmon), 1472 nucleotides long. RefSeq names its product non-structural maintenance of chromosomes element 1 homolog. Gene Ontology annotation, molecular function: ubiquitin-protein transferase activity. Gene Ontology annotation, biological process: DNA damage tolerance; double-strand break repair via homologous recombination. The transcript is spliced from 8 exons. Lineage: Eukaryota; Metazoa; Chordata; Actinopteri; Salmoniformes; Salmonidae. Gene Ontology annotation, cellular component: nucleus; Smc5-Smc6 complex. Bases 393 to 1217 code for a protein of 274 amino acids. The record is from RefSeq and is a predicted model, not a curated record.
UUGAUUACUAACUUCGAAUUCCAUCAAUGACAUCUUAAUAAUAUUGCAAUCUUUUUGCAACUUGAUCUAUUGCCGGGAAGUCCGGUUUCAGAUAAAGACAUGGAACACCGAGCCACAUAGUUUCCAAACUAAACCAUAGCUACUGUACUGUUUGCCUUUUUGCGUGAGACGCUUUUGGUCUACUAGUCCGCUUGGGGGCGGUAGCACCUUGGCUUCAAGAUGGUUUUCCAGAAACACCGUAAACUUAACUACACAGGAAGAGGUAGAUCCGUGCAUAUCUCACGUACAACCCGCGUAAACAAAUGCUAGCAAGCUAACUUUUGACAGAAGUAAAAGGAACCAUCAUUAUCAAAACAGAGCAACGACUGACUUGCCUGGGCUUUCCUUGCACCAUGUCUCGACCACUGGGAGAAAGCCAUAAAAGGUUCCUGCAAACCAUGAUGGUCAAUGGGAUCAUUGAUGGUGCCAAGGCAAGGGCUCUCCACCGGCAUUGCUGUGAGACACACGGUGCACACUAUGCUCAUGAUAAACUCGAUGAAUUCAUCGAGGUUAUCAAUGCCCAGCUGCAGCCCAUGUUCAUGCAGAUCAGAAAAGGGAUGUCUGAGGAGGAUGGUCUUCAGUACCAUGCUUUGGUGAACAUGGCCGAAACUGAUGUGACCAGGAUGUCAACUGAUUAUGCAGACAACGAGUUGGAAUUAUUUCGAAAAACAAUGGACCUAAUUGUGGACUCUGACAAUGGAACCGCCUCUUCCACGGACAUUCUUAACUGUGCCGACAGCCUCCAGACAAAGAAGCUAAAGAAAAGAGAAACGGAACAUGUACUGAACAGGCUUGUUCAGGAUAAGUGGCUGAAUGAGAAAAAUGGUGACUACUCUCUCUCCACUCGAUGUAUAAUGGAGAUGGAGCAAUAUAUUCGGAUGUUGUAUCAAGACCAGGUCAAGGUCUGCCACAUCUGUCACAAUGUGGCCUUGCAGUGCCAGAUGUGUGAAAAUCCUACAUGUGGCAUCAAAAUCCACACCCCUUGUGUCGCCAGAUACUUCAAAGGAAGGACUGAUCCACGAUGCCCUGCCUGUGAGGACUUCUGGCCACAUGAGAUCCCAGAUGUGUAUAGACCUGCGUCCUCUCAGAGCGAGACUCAGUCAGCAGCCAAAGAGAACACGGCCCCCACCCCCACUCCUCGGUCUACAGCUCAGACCCGGAGGACCAGGAGGUCAUAACCUUACGGAUGUAUGUAUAGCUGUCAGAACUUUCAGUGCAAUGUCUCCCGUGAGCUCCACUCUUAACUUGAUUAUCUCAAUUUUAUUAAGUUACUUUCUAGGGGAGCAAUUCUGGGAAGUGUGGCAACUACUUCAAUCAUUCUUUCAGGCAGUUUAAAUGGAAAGCUGUGUGUACAUAAUUUGUGCCUGUGGUUCAUUAGGAUGUUAAAUUAGAAUAGUACUGCCUUAUUUGAAUAAAUUAUGGACAUUACCUCA